AUGAGUUGCAUUUUAAAAUGUAAUGAUAAUGAUGAAAUUGUUAUCAAAGAUUCUGAUAACAUUUAUAAUAAAACACAUGAUUACGUUGAGAAACCAUCAGUAAUGUAUAAACCAAGUACAGUAGUACCACCAAAUAAUAUAUUGGAAAUAACACCACCUAAAGAUUUGGAAUAUCCAAUUACAUUUUAUCCUACUGUUGAUACAUUUUUUGAUAAGGAUAAUAAUACUUUGGUUACAUUAAUGGAACUUCCUGGUUUUCCUAUUUCUGAUAUUGAAAUUAAUAUUGGUGAUGGUGAAAUGAUUGUUUCUGGUACGUUACGGUGUCCUAGACCUAAAGAUGAAUUAUAUGAGAAAUUUGGAGAUAAUUUGAAUAUUCAAAUUAGAGAGAGGAAAGUUGGAUUCUUUUAUAGACGUUUCAAACUUCCAAAUAAUGCUAUGGAUAAUACUGCAACAGCUUGUUAUGAUAAUGGUAUCCUUAGUAUUAUUAUUAAAUGUUCACAAUUCUCACCCAUUCGAAGAAUUGAAGUUACUAAUACACCAAAUCAUUUCAAUAAUAAAAAAAAUAAUCAAUCCAUUAAUAGUAUUGAUAAUAAUAAUGAAAAUUAA
Theileria annulata is the source of this 606-nucleotide messenger RNA. RefSeq names its product small heat-shock (HSP) protein, putative. The record is from RefSeq and is a predicted model, not a curated record. The transcript has 3 exons. Lineage: Eukaryota; Apicomplexa; Aconoidasida; Piroplasmida; Theileriidae. Bases 1 to 606 code for a protein of 201 amino acids.